This is a messenger RNA of Capronia coronata CBS 617.96, 1398 nucleotides long. RefSeq names its product casein kinase II subunit beta. Gene Ontology annotation, cellular component: cytoplasm; protein kinase CK2 complex. The record is from RefSeq and is a predicted model, not a curated record. The coding region runs from base 1 to 1398 and encodes 465 amino acids. Lineage: Eukaryota; Fungi; Ascomycota; Eurotiomycetes; Chaetothyriales; Herpotrichiellaceae. The transcript has a single exon. Gene Ontology annotation, molecular function: protein kinase regulator activity.
AUGUCUCAAUCAUCCUCUCAGGCCCCAGACAGCUGGAUAGGCACGUUUUGCAACUUGGUAGGACAUGAGUAUUUUGCAGAAGUCAGCGAGGAUUUCAUUGAAGAUGACUUCAACCUCACAGGGUUACAAGCACAAGUUCCCAUGUACAAGGAGGCUUUGGAGAUGAUCCUUGACGUGGAACCAUCUGAUACGAACUCGUCGGCGCUAUCCGAAGAGGAGGAAGAAGAAGAGGAGGAAGACGACGGUCUUUUGGGAGAGGAGUUGGACGAGCCUGCGCAGAACGGUGCCGCGAGACGACAAUCUGGUGUUUCUUCAACCGGUCGACGACAUGGUCGGACUUCAUCUGACACAUCCGUCAUUGAAUCGUCGGCAGAACUUCUUUACGGGUUGAUCCACGCCCGUUACAUUACUUCCAGACCGGGGAUCCAGCAAAUGAUGGAGAAGUACGAGUUGUCACACUUCGGCUUCUGUCCUCGUGUGUAUUGUGCCGGUACCAAGGUGUUGCCAGUGGGCUUGACGGACACCCCCGGUCAACAAACCGUCAAGCUAUUCUGUCCCAGUUGUCUGGAUGCCUACACACCCCCCAACUCUCGAUUCCAGGCUGUCGAUGGUGCCUUCUUCGGGACCACAUUCCCUUGCUUGUUCUUCAUGACUUAUCCGGAUCUGGACGUGGCUCCGCUAAAGAAACGCUCGGCCCGCGAUCCAGCACAAGCCAAUGAUGAUGUCGAAAGCACCCUGAGUCCAACUGAGACCAACACGACACACACUGGAAUGACCGCCAGCAGGAGUUCGAGUCUGACACUACCGCAGCCUCCAUCUAUUCCAGGCGUGACACAGGGCAAAGAUGAAAAGGCCUCCGCAGCACUCACCACGCUGCCUCCUCAACCACCGACAAUCAAUGGGAUAGCAACGCACAACCUUGCUCCAGGAUUAGGCAAGGGGAAAAUCUACGAGCCCAAGAUUUACGGAUUUCGAGUGUCCGAACGAGCCAAGACUGGGCCGAGAAUGAAAUGGCUGCGGUCGAAACCCCUGGAUAUCAACGAACUUGACGAAGCUAGACUCUGGCACGAACGUUAUGGUGGGACCGUAGACGGUGACGAUGAACCACCUGUUGCUUCCGAGGGUCAAGACAACGAAGACGCCGAGGAAGAAGGGGAGGAGGAAGGGGCUGAUCCUGACGGAGACGCCAUCAUGGCCAGCCAGAGUCAAGCCCAGAACAACACCCGAGCGAAAUCGAAACGACAGCCUGACGGCGACGGCGACGCUACCAUGACAACUCAAGCCCAGGGAACCAAGCGGGGCAAGUCGAGACGUAAGUCUACGACUACCAAGAAUCAGGGAGUGGAAGUGUCGACGCAGCAAGGGGGACAACAGCAGACAGCCAACAAUUGGAUAUGA